UCUCAGUCGCGAGGUAAAUAAAUAACACCUACAAUGACCGCCGGAAUAACCGAAAAGGAGGCCGCUGGCCAACUGCUGGACGACUUGUACCUCGACAUGUUCCACCUGGUCGAGGAGCACACCCAGUGCCGGGUUAAUCUGGAGCGCAGCAACGCCAGUGGGGCGAUUCUCUUGGCCCGUACUCGAUUCCAACACGGAGGCAGUAACUCCGUGUCCACGGCGCAGAUUCCCACGGAGAACAGUGCCGAGUUCAAUGCCCUCUGCCGGGUCGUGGACUCUGGAGAUGGUAUCUCCAUCGAGAGGCAGUCCGUGGACAAGUCCAAGGGCUUCGUGGAGCCCCUCCACUGGUUCUCGGUUCUGCCGCCGAUGAGUUUGCGCAAUGCGGUUUCCAAGUUUAAGGAUUGCAUCGAGCUGGUGGCGGAGAGCACAAAUCUGCAGCGGCAGCUUGGAGAAGCCCUGGAUUGGAUCGCCAAACUGCGCCAGAGCGAACUGCUAAACUAAAUAUUAAUCACCUUCAUACAAUCCAUACAAUGUUAAGAAUAAAGUAGACUUCAAACCA
This is a messenger RNA of Drosophila takahashii, 559 nucleotides long. RefSeq lists its product as uncharacterized. Gene Ontology annotation, biological process: vacuolar proton-transporting V-type ATPase complex assembly. The record is from RefSeq and is a predicted model, not a curated record. Lineage: Eukaryota; Metazoa; Arthropoda; Insecta; Diptera; Drosophilidae.